AUGUCCCUCCCCCUGCUGCUCCUCUCCUUCCUCCUGCCGACACCGGGCCGGACUCAGGCCGGACCUCAGUUCGACCUGUGUGGCUCUCUGCGCAGCUCGGAGGCGGGGCCAGGGUGGGAAUACUACGCUUGUCAGCCGCCGCCCACAAACAUGAAAGAAGUUAUGCAGAUCAGAGUCGACCCCCCAGGGAUCACAUGUGGAAACCCACCUGAGAGAUUCUGUACACUGGAAAACCCGUAUCUGUGCAGCGAUGAAUGUGACGCGUCCAGCCCUGACCUGUCUCACCCUCCUCAGCUCAUGGGAGACAGGGAGAGGGGAGGACUCAUCACCUAUUGGCAGACAGUCACAUGGUCCAGGUAUCCUGAGCCACUAUUGGCCAACAUCACUCUGUCCUGGAACAAGAGUCUGGAGGUGGUUGAUGACAUCACCAUCACCUUUGAGUACGGUCGUCCAACCAGCAUGGUUCUGGAGAAGUCUCUGGACAAAGGGCUAACGUGGCAGCCGUAUCAGUUCUACGCUGACGACUGUCUUGAGAUUUUCGGCAUGUCUCCUAAACGAGUGUCUGAUUUAACUUGGAGUAAUUUAACCCGGGUCAUCUGCACGGAGCAGUACUCCCGCUGGGUUGGAGCCAAGGAAGAGAAGGUGGUGGUGUUUGAGGUGCGAGCUCGGUUCGGGGUGUUUGCAGGUCCGAAGUUGAUCAACAUGGACGCUCUGUACACCCGAAUGGAGACGAUAAAAGGUCUGAGAGACUUCUUCACCUUCACCAACCUCCGCCUGAGACUCCUUCGCCCAGCACUCGGAGGGACAUACGUCCAGAGAGACAACCUGCUCAAGUACUUCUACGCCAUCUCCAACAUCGACGUACCUGCCAGGUGUAAGUGUCACCUUCAUGCGUCUCGGUGUUUGAUGCGUGACGCGACUCUUCAGUGCGACUGUGAACACAACACGUCGGGUCAGGACUGUCAGAGCUGCAGUGACGGGUUCAGAUCCUGGAGACCUGGAUCUUAUCUGCCUCUGCCCAUGGGCACUGCCAACACCUACAACACUGACUCCAUACUUUUUGGGACGGAUACUACCAACCUGAUCACCAGCACUUCCCUAUUUGCUGAUGGCACCAGAUCCACCGGAAUAUUCCACCCGUGGAUGAACCUCCGCCUGAUGUACCUCCACCUGAUGAACCACUUCCUGAUGAACCACUUCCUGAUGAACCACUUCCUGAUGAACCACUUCCUGAUGAACCACUUCCUGAUGUACCUCCACCUGAUGAACCACUUCCUGAUGAACCACUUCCUGAUGAACCUCCGCCUGAUAAACAACUUCCUGUUGAACCUCCGCCUGAUAAACAACUUCCUGUUGAACCUCCGCCUGAUAAACCACUUCCUGAUGAACCUCCGCCUGAUAAACCACUUCCUGAUGAACCUCCGCCUGAUAAACCACUUCCUGAUGAACCUCCGCCUGAUGUACCUCCCCCAGCUGACUCCAGAAUCUCUGAUAGAUGUAACCCCUACAAAUACAGAAACUGUAGAGUCUUUGCCGUCUCCCUCUGAGGAAGGAGGCAGUGAUUCUGCACCAGGAACAAGCACCUUAGGUCCGACUGAUCCCGCUGCUGCUGAGACCAAAGAUGAAACAAGGAAAGAAAAAGAGGAAAUACCGAAGGAGAAAGAUGACAAAGGCUACGAGAAAAAAGCGACCCAGAAGAUUCUGAUUCCAGGAGGAUCAAAGUUCAGUCAACUGUCCAAAAUCGCCUAUGUCACCUUCCAGGAGUGCGAGUGUAACGGACACUCCAACCGCUGCAGCUACAUCGACUUCAUCAACGUCGUCACAUGUGUGAGCUGCAAACACAACACACGAGGACAGAACUGUCAGUACUGUCGCCUUGGUUACUAUAAAAACGCUUCGCUGUCGCUAGAGGAUGAGAACGUCUGUGGGGAGUGCGACUGUGAUGCAGAGGGAAGUAUUUCUCCUCACUGCUCUGACUCUGGUCUCUGUCAGUGUAAAGACCGAGCCACAGGGAGGCGCUGUGACUCCUGUUUACCUGGAUACACAUGGAGAGGAGGCGGAGCCAUCUGCACAGUGAACAUUUGUGACUCCGAACGUUUGAUUUGUCAAAACGGAGGAACCUGCGUGGACUUCCAGCGCUGCGUCUGUCUGGAGAACUUCACAGGUUCACUCUGUGAGCAGAGCAUCUGUCUGAAGAAGACCGGUUGCCUUGACAACGCUGAGGGAUCCUCCUGCUCUCUGACUUCCCACCUCUACCUGCUGGUCCUGAGUCUGCUCAUGUCUGCCUUCUGA
Messenger RNA from Limanda limanda (common dab), 2292 nucleotides. RefSeq names its product netrin g2a (gene ntng2a). The coding region runs from base 1 to 2292 and encodes 763 amino acids. The transcript is spliced from 14 exons. The record is from RefSeq and is a predicted model, not a curated record. NCBI's taxonomy places the organism in Eukaryota, Metazoa, Chordata, Actinopteri, Pleuronectiformes, Pleuronectidae.